CCGGGGGCUUUGUAAGACUGAGGUCAUAGGUCACAAAACAAAAUGGCGCUGCCGAAGCGAAGAAAGAUGUAAGCCUUGAAGUGGCAUAUUAGAAGACGAAACAGGUUUAUCCACUUUAUGAUGGGUUCUUCCAGGAAUGGUUAGGGCAGUUCAGAUGUAAAUGGGAACACAUGCUGAUUAAAAUUUUGAUGGUACAAGCUAAGGUUCAUUGAUUUUAUAACACAAGCGUGAAGACACAUUAUAUAUAUAUAUAUAUAAUAACUUAUAUUUGGAUUAAACUGGAAAUUACAUUUGAUAAUCUACGCAUAAGAAUCAAGGAUAUUAGAAGAUGAAAAUGAAUAGGUCAAUGGAUACCUAAUGGAAAAUUAAGUGAUUACAUCAUAUUAUAUCAAUUAAGAUUAUCAAGAUGGGUACUGUUGCGGACCCCAGGAAGGACGUCCUUACCGCAAGUAGGUUUCGUAGUGGAAGCUUGCAGCGACAAAAAUCAUCUGAAGAAAUGCCGCCAUCACUUAAACCUAGAAGCAGAGAUAACGAUUCGCCUCCAAGGCAAAGACAACCAGCUGAGAACACAACAAAAACUUCAAAUUCACACCUUGGAUUAUUUGGGUCUAACGUGAGUAAAAUGAAGGAACUGUUCCAAGUUAAUAAGCCCCAUGAUAAACAAGAAAUACAUCAUCGAGCACAAGAAGUAGAGAAAUCUCCAGAAAUAAAACGUAAGAAAACUGAAGCUGUUACAAGGACCAAAAACACUCCGGUACCUCAAUCUGAUCAUGGUCUCUUAGAUGCUACAAAUCAUGUUCAAAGGUUUUUACAUACUCGAGCAUUAUUUGCAAGGCUUGAGGGAACAUCCAAUCACCCUCAUUCAACUGACCAAGCUCAUUUAUCAGAGAAAGGGGAGGCAACUCCUUCACCUGUUUUAUCACCAAACACUAGUACACCUACGAGUCCGACAGCAGGUAAACAUUCAGAUGAUCACUUUACUCAUCGUCACAACAUUGAAUCAACACGUAAUAGACAUGAGGGGAGUAACGAUAUGUCACAUGUGCCAAAAGGGUCGGCUUCUGAUCAAAGACCUUCAAGUCUUAACAUUGGUGGCAGAACAAAUGUAAAUUCUUCUUACAGUGGGUUGUUAUGGAAACGGCGACAAACUGACGGUAGAUUAGGCAGUAAUUCAUCUGGAAACAAAAAAGACACAGAGGAAAACAUGGAUGUCGAUGAAGCGACCGAUGUUCAAACAGAAAAUAAUAAAUAUGACCUUAGUGUGACAUCAGGUUAUAGGUCAAGGUCAGCUGAUAGCAACAAAAGAGCAUUUCAGUGUGAUAGAAUACGUUCAGUGUCAAGUGACAAAGGUCAGAGUGUAUCUCAUUCUCAGAACCCAAAAACAUCUCACUCAUCUUCAACAGAAGACACUUCUGGAGUAGUAAUGCGUCGCAAUAGAGAUAAUGAUACUGGGGGCCGUUUGACGAAACAGGAAAUUCAGGCAGCUUUGGUCAAGGCUGAUAAUUACCUGUCUCAUGUCAAUGUUGGAUCAGACUUUCAGUCAAAAAGGCGAUCAUGGGAAAUAAGGGAACAAAUGUCUGAGUCUACUGAUUCUCGACAUAGUAGUGGACUUACACAGUUAAGUCAGCGUAAUCGCUCACGUUCCGCUGACACACUGGAUAAUGAUGAAGCUGCUGAACCAAACAAGAGUCGUACUUAUUAUAGUGAUAAAUAUAGGAUCAGAGCUGGUAGGAGGAGUUAUGAUAAUGAUUCAGACUCUACUUCCUCUAAUACGGUUGACAAAAAAUCAGAACAUUCAAAUUCUAAAGUAAGUGAUGUAAGUUCAAAACCACGGACUAUUGAAAAGCCAGAAGUGCCUGUGUCUAAAUCAAAUGUGCCAUUAAAACCCCCUGUCCCUUCAAAACCAACAACACCGACACGUCCAGCUAACACAUCUCGACCCGUUCCUUCUCCAAGGAGACCGAGCCCAGCUAUUCCACAAAAUGAUCAUGAUGAACUGUCAAACAGAAAUGUAAUUGAAGAAAACUUUAGUAAAAGUGCUGAUUCUCUGUUAAAUUCUGGUGUACCGACGGUAUCUGUUAUAGAACCUCAAUUUGAGCCUUCUGUGUUUUCAACUCCGGAUGCUGAAUCUGUCAUUCAAAAGCCAACCACACCUAGCAGUGUUCAGAUUGAAGUGGUUAGUUCACUUCUGACUGAGGAUCUUAGACCAGACACACCACAAUCAACAUCAAGCAUGACAUCAUCGCCAAGAGACAGUCCGCCACCACCACCAUUAUCACCACCACCCCCGCUACCGCAAACGUCACAGCCGAUUAAUGAAUUUGACAAGGACCAUGUGUCUGCAGUAAUGGCCUCUCCUCAUAAUGUGUCAGAAGACAGACCACCACCACCGCCCUAUCCAGAAGAGGAUCGAGAGCCUCCUCCCCCAUAUUGUGUAUCCGGCCACCAACGAGUGGAUGAACCUCCAUCACCUGCUCCUCAGCCUGGUGUGGAAGAGAUCACCCACCGUUCAUAUGACAGCAAUACAUAUGGGGUACAGAUGAGAACAAAGUUUGGUGCUGACAUUUCCCCAUCCACCGAGGACUGUGAUCCGGACCCCCCAUCACCAACAGCCCAAUUAGUUAAUCAGAUGUCAGCAGAACAACAGGGCUCAGUACGCAAGCCAAGAGAUUUAUACAGAAGUCGAGCUGCUGUUUAUGUAGAAGAUAAAGUUAAGGAGGAAACCAGUCCUGUUCUGACAGAAGAGAUCCCACCAAGAGAAGCAGGAGAUGGACAUGAGGAACCAGACACUGUACUCAACGAUACAACAGAUAUAGCAGAUUAUGAUAAAGAUGAAAUAAUAGAUUAUUUAGAAAUAUCUGGUAUUAGUAGCAGUGAUGAUUCAGAUUUGGAGGAUUGCUUCUUCCAUCCAGCCACUAGAAUCAAAUUUAGUAAACAACCCAUUAGGGUAUUUCCAACGUUUUCCACAGAGGAAUACGACAGGAGAAACGAAGAUGUAGAUCCUGUGGCAGCUUCUGCGGAAUAUGAACUGGAAAAGAGGGUGGAAAAGAUGGAUGUAUUCCCUGUUGACCUUAUGAAGGGUCCAGAGGGCCUUGGCCUUAGUAUUAUUGGAAUGGGAGUUGGAGCUGAUUCUGGUGUAGAAAAAUUAGGGAUUUUCAUUAAAACCUUAACAGAAGGAGGGGCAGCACAAAAGGAUGGAAGGAUCCAGGUUAAUGAUCAGAUAAUUGAAGUGGAUGGUAAAAGUUUGGUGGGUGUUACACAGGCUUAUGCUGCUUCUGUACUCAGAAAUACAACAGGGACAGUCAAGUUUAUGAUUGGUCGUGAUAAAGACCCGAGUAAAAGUGAAGUAGCUCGUCUCAUACAACAGUCACUGGAACAGGAUCGUCGUAGAGAAGAAAUGAAGAGACUUGAACAUGACAGAUUAGUACAGCUACAAGAUAGUAUAACACCUAGAGAUGCUGUGAUGGAACGGGACCAUCAACGUCACAUGUCUGAGUCAGGUAGAGAGUUGGACGAUGAUGACGAAGAUGAAGAGGAGGUAGAAGAUGAUUCGGAUGAAUGUUCUGGAGAUUACCAACUAGAAAUCACAAAUCACAAUGAAGAAUAUGACGAUGAGGAUGAAGAGGAAGAAAUGGUACAGCAAGAGGAGGAUGUUUCCAGCACCAUGGAAACCACAGAGGAAAUAGCUGCAGGGGAGGCAACUCCAAUGUCAAUACCUUCCAGUAAUGAUAACAGUGUAGGGUCACCGGACGAGGACAGGAAACCAGUGGUAGAAGUAUUUGACCUUGCAGAAAGCAGCAGUGAAGAUGUAUCACCUGAUAUGGAAUCUCAGGCUAUGUUCGUUAAAUUAAAAGAGGCCCAGUAUAAGAAUGCUGUAAAUGAAGCAGAAAUAGCCAAAUUGAAGGCCAAGUUAAUACAGUUAGAGAGUGUACAGAAUGAGAAGAAGGAGUACCAGAAGAAAUCAGAAGACAUGGCCUACAGAUUACGGGAACUAGAGAAAAAGAUGUUGGCCAAUAGAAAGGAGAUCAAUCAGUAUCAGGAUUUAUUAGAGGGAUCACAAGGCCAGUACAUUGCGUUAGAGAAGAAAAUGAAGGGUGACUUUACAGCCCUAGAAAAGAAAUAUCAUAAAGCUAAGAAGCUAAUAAAAGAAUAUCAAUCCAGAGAGAAAGAUUUCCUGCAGGAAAGAGAAUCUUUACUUCAGCAACAGGGGGAAAAAGAUCAGCAAUAUAAUUCUCUAGUCAAGUCACUCAAAGAUAGGAUCUUUCAGUUGGAGAGUGAAUUAGGUGAAGCACAGAAAGCAGCAGGGUUACCUGUCUUAAUUCCUGAUGCCUCACAAAGGGUACCAGAUAUCAUAUCAAAGGAAUCCAGUGUUAAAGUUCAGUCUUCCUUAGAUAAAGUGCUAACACAAAGUCAGAUAUCUGAUGCUGUUUCUAUAUCGUCUGGGUCUGAUGAUUCUCCAGGGGAUACUGUAGUUAGUCAGAGUUUGAACACCAGUACCAUAUCUGAUAUUGACAACCAACUGUCUGAAUCAUUUAAUGAGGUGCUCUCUGAUGCAAGACUACUAGACACAUCAGUCAGUAAAUCUAAAGGUCAACUGGCUAGUUCUGGGGCCAUGGCCAGCCGACGCCCACCUUCAAAGAGAAAUAAGUCUCUUGAUGAAGAAAAAGGAGGUGAGAUAAAGUCGGAAACACAAAGUGGUUUGGAAUCAUGGAUGAAACAUGAAGGAGACAGUACUGUGAAGAAAAGUGAUGCAAAGAAGAGAAAAGCUCAGUUGCAGGAGAGAAUGAUUACAGAACCUGUCGAGGGACCUCCCUCUAUCCCUCCACCACCUCCCCCACCCCUCGGGGCAGACACAGAUUCACAAUCAAGUUCCAGGAGGGACAGCACAUCAGAACAAUCAGAAACAGCAUCAACAGUAUCACAGACUUCAUACGAUCCAACAAAUCCUAACUUUAGAAAUAUGGAAUCAGAAAUACCUGACACUGUCUCAAUAGAUACCACUGGAUCCUCAGAUGGCGCUAGUAGUAGUUCUAAAUCAAAGUCUUCAUCGGGUAAAGGAAUUGGAUUGCCAAAGUUUCUUAAAUUUGGCAAAAGCAGCUCAUCAGACAACAGCGGAGGUGGAAUUGUAUUGUUAUCAAAUAAAAACCUAAAUGGAGAUGGAGGUGGUUCAGGAAUUAAACUUAUUUCCAAACGUCCAUUAGAGGCUACAUACUCAUCUGACUCAUUGGAUGGUUUAGAUGAUAAUGAAGAUAUAUCGUCAGCGUACAUGGUACAGGAAAUUGACGAUGAGGAUGGAAAAAAGACGAUAUUUUCUUUGAAUAUCUCAGGAACUCCUGCUGCAGAGGAUAAAUCUACAACCCCAAGUCGGCGGAAUAACAAUCAAAUAGAAUCUUGUCCAAUCUCUGAGUGGAGGAUGGAACAUGUCAGACACUGGCUAGUGGCCCUGGAACAGGAGAAAUAUAUUCCUCUCUUUUCUGAGAAAAAUAUAACUGGACCUCAACUUGUAUUAUUAGAUGGGACCAAGUUAAAGACGAUGGGUAUCACAGUGAGUAAGGACAGAGAAUUGUUUAAGAAGAAAAUCAAAGAACUUAAAAUGGCAUUAGAUAGAGAGAAGAAACAACUAGAAAAAGAAAGAAAGAUAAAAGAAAAAGAACAAAAGAAACAAAGGAAGAAAUAAUGAUAAUUAUA
Mytilus trossulus (common blue mussel) is the source of this 5688-nucleotide messenger RNA. RefSeq names its product neurabin-1-like. The transcript is spliced from 25 exons. Gene Ontology annotation, molecular function: actin filament binding. NCBI's taxonomy places the organism in Eukaryota, Metazoa, Mollusca, Bivalvia, Mytilida, Mytilidae. The coding region runs from base 407 to 5677 and encodes 1756 amino acids. Gene Ontology annotation, cellular component: actin cytoskeleton; postsynaptic density; cytoplasm. Gene Ontology annotation, biological process: neuron projection development; calcium-mediated signaling; actin filament organization. The record is from RefSeq and is a predicted model, not a curated record.